AGGAGCUGGCACAGCCCCAAGUGCAUUUCUGCUCAGAGUUGUACCAGUAUCUGGGUGGUGUCAGGGUCACCUGAGCAGUGCAGGUGCUCCCAUGGCCCAGGUACUGCCCCACCACCAACACCCCAGGGCAGGAGCUUUGUAUGACCGUGGGGUCAUUGCUCCAGAGAACUGAACUGUUUGGCUGAUAACAGCCUCAGAAAGUACAGGCAGUGCGUCAGGAACGCAGCCCAUUUCUGGGGAGCUGUAAAAAGGAGGAUGUCUUCUGCAGUGAGACAGGUUAUGUCGUUCUCUUCCCAGCUCAAGAUAAGCACUGUUCAGGUAAAAGGUGAUGGUACAAGGGUAUUGAGAACCGAUGUGUUUCUGGCCCAGGAUAACUCCUCCAGAGAUGCUUGCCUGAGUUCCCAGGAAGGGAAUGGCUCUGUCAUGGAAAUCCAUCCAUGCCAGCUCUGUGCCCUCACCUGGGCACACUUCAGGGUGAGGCAGUGGGUGUGGGAAGUAUGAGUUCCCUUGUUUCUGGCUGUGGACCUGGCUGCCCUUUCCCUGUGCACAUACUGGGGAGCUGAGGCUGGUUUGUGUCCUGCUAAUGUUUCACUUGAAUCAAGCAUAUCUGAAAGGUGAGAGAGGUUCAUCCUUAAUGACUCUGCAGCCUGAGCCAUGGGAAGGAAAGAAGGAAGGAAAGACUGACACCCCUGACACACUGGUCCAGAACAGGCACAGAAACACAAACCCUCUGAUUUCCCUCAGUUUUCCCGUUGUGCUUGGGGUGGGCAGUCAAGUUGCCCCUGACCUUGAUUCUCCCUGAUCUGUGCCAGAAGUGAGGCUGAAUCCACUGCCAGGUGCUUGUACCUCAGCAAAGCGGGCAGUAGCCGUGGGCUGAGGCCUCCCAGAUUCUGAUAUGUCACCGAGCAGGUCGUAGUGACUCAUAGAUCACAGUCCCAGGCAUAUCUUGUGCCCUAUCCCACCGAGCCACCCACUCCUGUUACCCGGUUUCCUCGCCCGGCCUCGCACGCGGCACUUCCCGGGCGGCUCGAGCAGACGUAGGUUCUGAACAGGUGCCGCAGAUGGGCAGGACCACAGAGGCAAGCGGUGGGAUGUUUUGCCUCAUGUCCCUGACAGAUGGCAAACGUAUUGUCCUCUAACACUGCCGCGAGUCGCAGAGCCCAGCCCUGCUGUUCUGACACUGACUCAGCCGUGAAGACACAUCUCCAAGGUGACUCUGUGCUCGGGAGCGAGGAUGUGUCGCGUAAAUUUGCUUACGUUCAAGGACGUGCUCUUUCCUGUUGGUUGGGCCUGGAGAAAGUUUUCCUAAACAGGGCUUGCUGGUGUGUUCAGCCUCAUACAGUCCAAUGGCAUCGCUGCUGAGGUCCCAGUGUGUGGCUCCACCGGUGGUGGGUUGUGCUGGUGUAGUGAAGAACACUUGUGCCCUAAGGCAGGUCUUAUGCCCAGUCUGUCAGCACAGACUGUCAUUGGAUGUUGCACUGGAUCCUAUAUUAGUGCAGGCAGCUCAGUCUCUUCCCACACCUUGCUCCCACCUUGCUCCCAUGUCCUCAAACAGGGAGUUGCUUCAGUAGCUUGAUCCAACAGAAAAACCACCCAUGAGGAGAAAAAGCCACCAAGCCUGAAAUAUUUAUCCCCUUGGAUCUACCAGCCAACGGACAGCUGUCAGUUCUCUGCAUGGGGAAGGGAAUGAGACCUGGGCAGCCCUGAAGCAGGGAGGACAUCUCUGUCAAAGCCAGACUGCAGCUCUGGUGGAUUAAAGGCAGUGUCACCCCAUUGUUCUCCAGAUGUGCCAUGGGGUUGGUUAUGUGUGUGCCUGUAUUUUUCCACUGCUGACCUGACCAUGAGUGCCUGUAUAAUGGGGAGACAUUAUAGUACCAGCUGCAGUUUUAUUUAGAAGGGAAUAAUGAAUAUUUUGUUCCAAUAGGCCUUUGAAACAAGCAGUGACCAUCUGGUUAAAAGUUUUGCUUUCAGCCGUGUCACGAUUCCCCAAAGUUAUAAUCGAGUACCUCUCUGCUCUGGUCAUGCCAAACAGAUUUAUUUUUAGGUCUGUCUAUUGAACAGGCUCCCAGUUUUUCAAAGACCAUUAGAAUCCCGCUCUCCCUAUUAACAGGCGCCCUGGAAGCAGGAACUGGCUUUUGCCUGGAAUUGGUAAAGCUUCUCGCUGGUGCUAACAAAGCUGAGUCAGAUACUAAUGAGGGUUCAAGGGCAGACACUGCCUCAGACAACACUGAGCCUUGAAAAGCACAGAGCUGGCUGCAGAACCAAUUCUGCUGCUCUUAAAAAAAAUAAAAAACACAACCCAAAAAACCCCCACCGCUUCUCUUUUAUUAGUUAUACAUCCCCAGAGAGUCCUUUUAAAGCUCCAAAGUACAAUUUUCUCUGCCUUUGGACACUCUCUGAUGCUUUGGGGAACAGUUUCUAUUUUCUGCUGUCAAGCUGUUUGACUGCAUUGAUUUUUUUUUGUAUUACAGCCGCAACAGGUCAUGGGUGAGACUGAGAUCGUUUUUCUAGGUGCCUACACAGAACACACAUACAGUCUUACCUUCCCUAAAGAGAGCAUGGACAAGGACAGCCAGGAUGUUCACCAGGUACUGAAUGAGCUCAAGAACAAGUUCCAGGAGAUGAGGAAGCUGAUCAGCUCCAUGCCUGGCAUUGGUGUGAGCCCAGAGCAGCAGCAGCAACAGCUGCAGAACCUGCGGGAGCAGGUCCGGACCAAAAACGAGCUGCUACAGAAGUACAAGAGCCUUUGCAUGUUCGAAAUCCCCAAGGAGUAGGAUGGGCACAGCUCCAGUCCUGGGGUCUGAGGUACCUCCUCUCCAGGCUGAACAGGGUGGCAGGAGUUUACUUUUCUUUCCUUGUGGUUUUCUGGUUACACUGCUGUGGAAUUGUGCCUGUGUGGGCCGUUGAACCACAGGUGAGUGACACUGAACAGAACACCGAGUGCCUCACCUGGGGUGAUUGCAGCGGCUCGUUCCCUUUGAUCUGCUGCAGGAGUGUGCAUUUAUGUAUCCAUCUCCUGUUUCCUCUCGGGGGUGGGGUUCUUCUUUUUUAUGUUCAAACCAGAAGGAGACAUUAUGUUUUCUCCUCACUAAGGGUCAAAGUACCUGCUGGUUAAUUUCAAGAAGAGAAUGGAGGCAUUUUCUGCACUAUUUUUUACUGAAAAAAUGGCCAAACAUCAAAAGGGAACAUAAGAAGGAAGCGUGAGCUGCUUGGCCCUGCUCCUGGAAAGUGACUCUGGAACACUUUCCAUUUUCUGUGUGUUGAAAGAGGAGUGAUUACUUUCAAUUACUUCUGUAUCUCUCUUUCUAAACAAUUGAUGGUUGUGUUUGAGAUGAGUCAAGUAAAGAUUCAUGAAUUCC
Molecule: messenger RNA, 3359 nt
Organism: Corapipo altera (White-ruffed manakin)
Lineage: Eukaryota; Metazoa; Chordata; Aves; Passeriformes; Pipridae
Gene: MED9
Product: mediator complex subunit 9
Exons: 2
Coding region: 2484-2774 (96 amino acids)
Biological process (GO): regulation of transcription by RNA polymerase II
Cellular component (GO): mediator complex
Molecular function (GO): transcription coregulator activity
Source: RefSeq, a predicted model, not a curated record